GAGGCGGGGCAGCGGAGGAGAGAGGCCCCGCUCGGGGAGGGCCGUUAAGUACCAGACGUUUGGCAGCAGCGAGCAGAGGAAGUUGCUGCCGGGGGAGAGCAGAGUCCGCUCUCGCAGAGGAGCAGCGCAGCCAGGGCCCCGCCAUGGCCCGCACGGCUCCGCCGUCCGUGCCGCCCCCGCCGGGGCCGGCGUCCCGCGGCUCCCUGAGCAUUCAUCGCGCCUACCUCCGCAGCCCGCUGGGCCUGCUGCGCCUGGGGCAGCUGGUGAUGGGCGCUGCCUUCUGGGUCACCGUGGCGGCUCACAAGUACGAGGGGGCAGCCCACUUUGCGCUCUUCGCCGCCGUCCUCGUCUGGCUCCUCACCCUGGCUCUCUUUGGGCUCAGCCUGCUGGGCCGCUGGGCGCUGGUGCCCUGGCUUGGCUCCCGCUGGCUCCUCACCAACCUGGUGCACGACCUGGUGCUGGGCGUGGGGCUCUAUGCGGCCGCCACUGGCAUCAUGGGCUACAAGGCUGGGCGCAAAAGCUACUGCAACCUGCCUGGCUACAGCCAGCACUGCCUCUACAGUGCCUACCUGAGUGCCUCGGUCUGCGGGGGCAUCGCUGCCUGCCUGUACCUCUUCUCUGGGCUCUACUGCCUCUCACGGCGCUGCCGGGACCAGCGCGACAUCGUCUGAGACCCUGCGGCGCUCAGCUGUUCUUCUCGCGCGUGGACGCACCACAGCCCCUCUUUUGGACAAAGUGACCCUGCUGCCCCAUCCUCUCCUGGCUGACUGCACCACGCUUCCUCCAGAGACUCCUGCGCAGACGGAUGGACAGACAGACAAAGGCCUUCCCUGGAGCACAGCUUCCCCUGUACCCUGCCAGGACAGCAUGGACACCCCCACCGCUGCAUAGAUGCCUCUCCUUCCCUGUGGAUGGAUGGAUAGAUGGACAAAGGCUAUUGCAAGCCAAAGGACCCAAGCGGAGACUCCCUCAGAGGGACUGCAGCUGCUGGGAGCCCCCCCCCCGGGGUCUCCCACCCCGUACCCCUGCCCCAGGCCUUGCAGAUGCUGCGUGCUCAGGUGGGUGCCAACUCUGUCCCCAGGGUGGAGGGAGCCUGGGUCCGGGGAGCUGAGCGAGCGGCCGGGGUUUGCCGCAGGUCUGGGUGGGCAUAGCCCCCUCCUGCCACUCCCAGCUGCCGCUGCAGCUCCCUAAUGGAGGCUCUGCUCUCUGCUUCCCCGGCCCGGGCCCCUCCUCCCGUCUGGCCUGAACACGUCUGCGUCUUCUUGGAGCCCACGGCGCCGAGCCUCUCCCUGCCCCGCGCUGUCCCGCUGCUGCCGAGACAGCCCGGACGCCGCGCCGGGUGCUGGGCCUCAGCCGGCCCCCACGUCACCCUGGCCCCCGACACGCUGUCCUGCUCGGGGGGCUGAGUCCCCGCGGGACAGUGACACCUUGUCGCCACUGGUGCCCGGCUUGCCCUGCCGUGGGGAGGGAGGUGGCGAGCUGGGUGCGUAGCCUGCUCCUGUGACCCUGGGCAGGGGGCAAAUUCCUCCGGGCUCAGGGUUCACGUUGCCCUGGGUGUGCAUCUGGGGCAGAAGGGGGCUUUUGUCACCCCAGCCUGGCGCUCGCUGCCUCUGCUCCGCAUCCCGGGGUGCCGGGGCUGCUGUCCAGGCCCAGCCUGAAGCUCCAGUUUAGACUGCUCAUCCUGAAAAACUCUUGUCUUGGGACUCUCCGGCUCCACUCCGGGGCCUGGAGGCUGCGACGAGGUGGAGGAAGGGGGCAGCCCGCAGCGUGCAGGAGCCCACGGCCUUUACCGCAGCGAGCGCCGGGCUGCCGGAGACACCGCGGCCCCGAGCCCGGGGUGGGUGACCUGGGAAGCUGCUGAGGAUGCUGCCGGGCUCUGAGAGCGGGAGGGGAGGGUGGCGGGACAUGGGGCCAGCCCUGGACUGGCCUCCACAGCCCAGCAGGUGCCAAAUCCCGCGGGCUCCAUUUGGGGCCGGCGGCGGGGAGCGGGAGCGCCGGGGCUGCCGGAGGCUGGGAAUUGGCGCGGGAGCUCCACGCAGCGGGUGCCUUCGGCCGCGCGCCGCCCUCGCCGCCGCCUGCCCAGGAGGGCUCGGGAUGGAGAGCAGCAGCGUGACCCCCCUGCCAGGCUCACGGGGUCUGGGGCUGGCGCUGGGGCACUCUGUCCCUCGGGUGGUGCUGCCCCCUCGCCGGUCCUGUGCUCAGAGGCCCCUUCCCUCCCCCCCCCGCCCCGGGCCACCUCCCCCUUCCCUGGGCAGGAGGCGCUGACCCUUCCCCACGUGUCCGGGCUGGUCCCGGACACCGCCUGCCCCGCGCAGCCCAGUGUGGCCGGGGCUGCCCGGGAUGCCCCCCAAGCCGUGUGCUGCCCGUAGUGCCUUCUCCCGGCUCCUCUAGCCCUGCCUGUCGCGCCCGGCCCUGCCCUCCUCCAGCUCCCUCUCUGGUGCCUGUAAGUUCAUCUUCCAAAUAAAGCAACGUUGGCGCAG
Messenger RNA from Rhea pennata, 2480 nucleotides. RefSeq names its product MARVEL domain containing 1 (gene MARVELD1). Lineage: Eukaryota; Metazoa; Chordata; Aves; Rheiformes; Rheidae. Gene Ontology annotation, biological process: myelination. The record is from RefSeq and is a predicted model, not a curated record. Gene Ontology annotation, cellular component: membrane. Gene Ontology annotation, molecular function: structural constituent of myelin sheath.